AUGGUCAAAUUCAUCGUCAUCGGAGGUGGUGGCAAAGUAGCUCAAUAUUUUACCGAGCAUGCUGUCAAGGAGGGCCAUGAAAUCCAUUCGGUGAUAAGGAAUGACGGGCACUCAGACGAAUUGAAGAAGCUCGGAGCACAGAUCCAUAUACUCUCACUGGAAGAUGCAUCCGUCCCAGACCUGACCUCAUUAUUCACCAAAGUCAACCCGGACGCAGUCAUCUUCGCAGCUGGAGCAGGCGGUAAACCCCCUGGACCUGAGGUGAUAGAUUACCAGGGUGCUGUGAAAGUGUACGAUGCGAUGGAAUCGUCCAAUCGUAAGAGAUUGAUCUUGAUUGGUGCGGUCGAUGUGAGAACGAGAGAUAAAGGUUGGCCUGAAUGGUAUGAUGAAGAAGAUAAGAAGACAAGUGAAAGAGUAUGGAAGGCUAUUCCAACUUAUCUCGAUGCCAAGCUCAAAGCAGAGAUCGAAUUACAUAAAAGAAAACAAAUUCAAUUCACCGUUGUUCGUCCAGGUGGAUUAACCAUCGAGCCUGCAGGUGGUGUUCAGUUGGGCAAGACUCAUCUGAAGCAGACCAGUCGAGAGCUAGUCGCCAAGGUGAUCCUAGCGAUAGCGACCAGCAAGGGGACAGAGGGUCUGACAAUUGACGUGAUGGAUGGUGAAGGGUCAAUCAAAGAUGAGUUGGACAAGGUGGUAGAGGAUGGAACGGAUGCCUGGACAGGUUGA
This is a messenger RNA of Kwoniella botswanensis, 723 nucleotides long. RefSeq lists its product as uncharacterized. The transcript is spliced from 4 exons. Bases 1 to 723 code for a protein of 240 amino acids. The record is from RefSeq and is a predicted model, not a curated record. Lineage: Eukaryota; Fungi; Basidiomycota; Tremellomycetes; Tremellales; Cryptococcaceae.